AUGUCCACCGAAGUGAUUCGUGAAACCAAGGUCCUCUUGACUCCUAGCAACUAUGCCCUUUGGCUAUUACCGAUGGAGGCGAAACUCUUCAGAUCAAAACUCCUCGACAUCCUCGAAGGUCAAGUAGAACCGGAAGAAAAAGAAAAAGAAAAUUGGAUGAAACUGAACAACGAUGCCUAUGCUGAAAUCAUAGCUUACAUCGGUCAAGAAGUACUCGGGUUUGUCAGUUCUGCUUUGCCUGCAACCCCUCGUUUCAACGGUCGCGGUCUCUGGAAGCUCUUGAAGUCGCAAUACGCUGGUGACGACCUCACCUCUCAAACGACCGCUCUUGAUCAAUUUCUACAUCUUAGCUUUUCCUCUAUCACCACGUUUAUCCCCGCCGUUCAAUCGGCAAACCAAAAAAUAUCGAUGUCGGGCCUUGUCCUGGAUGAUCGCGUCCGAACAAUCCUGAUGCUCAAGAAGUUGCCUUCGGACUAUCGCUCCUUUCGCGAUAUCGUGUUGAUGAACUAUGGUUCAGAAUCUUUUGAAUCUGUCAUUAAGAAACUCGAGAGCUAUGUAGCUCAGAACGAUCUGGACAAGAAACCUUCAGUAUCGGCGACACCGUUACAGUCCCUUCUCACUCGAUCAAACGAUCAAGCCUCUGCGAACACAAAUCUAUGCGAUCACUGCAAGAAACCCGGACAUCGGAUCAACAAUUGCUGGGUUAAAUACCCUGAAAAAGCCCCAAAAUCGCACUCAGCUCACAUGACGGUUCAAGAUAAUUACAACCAACUCAAUGAUCCAACAGACUUCUCUCACUUCCGGACAGCAGACGGCAUCCUUCAUCACGUUGACGAAAUGCGAUUUGAAGGAGUCAAAUACUUCUAA
Molecule: messenger RNA, 867 nt
Organism: Puccinia graminis f. sp. tritici CRL 75-36-700-3
Lineage: Eukaryota; Fungi; Basidiomycota; Pucciniomycetes; Pucciniales; Pucciniaceae
Exons: 1
Coding region: 1-867 (288 amino acids)
Biological process (GO): mitochondrion organization; phospholipid transport
Cellular component (GO): ERMES complex
Source: RefSeq, a predicted model, not a curated record